AUGCAUUGUCCAUCGAACAAGAAGAUUCCAUUUACAAUGGCAUCUUCAUCCCAUUGUAGUUCUAAAAACGAACCACUUACAGCUGAACGUGCCAUGAUGGAUCAAAUUCGUUUGAAACUUGAACGUGCUCAACGUCGAUUAGCUCGCAAUUCUCCCGGAAGUUCCGGUAGUAUCACUUCAUCCUCAAGCACGUACAUUGCAUCAUCAUCUGAGGGAUCAAUGAAACCUCCUGUAAAAAGUGUCUUGAUGGAAGAUAUGCCAGCAAUAACUUCGAAACAAUAUGUUCCAUCCUGUUCGACAAGACAAUUGUCUGUCUCUUCUAGUAAACACGUACCAUCUCCAUCGUCUGAUUGUCAUUCGUCUCUUCCGUCAAAAUACAGUUCGAGGAUCGAGUCGUUAAAGGAUGGACAAUAUCAGAGCAAAUCAAAGUAUGCGGAUACUACUGAUCCAUUGAAUGGUGGACCUCCUUCAUUAUCAACCCCUUAUCUGGUUUAUUCGAAUCCUCGUGUCUCGACUACACGUUCCAGUUGGUACAAGGAAGAGAAAGUACGUACGAAUGGUCCACCUUCAGCGAUGCGAUCAGGAGUUGCACGUCCUCCCAAUUCCCGUGUUCGGUUUGAAGGACAUGAAACAAAAGAAGAAGGUCGAAUCUCCAUUGACAAAACAGAACGAAACAAUCGAGAGAUGGAACGAAAACAACGUCACGAUCAAAUUAAAGAACGUCAACACAAUCGAGACAAGGCACAGAAACUUGAGAAUGGACACUUGACGAGACCUUUGACCUCUUCAAUUGCACGGAGUCAUCGCUCCAAUUUGAUUGAACACCCACCAAAUUCUGCAAUUAAAUUUUCAGCUUAUGAUGAUAUGGUACAAACGAUUCCAACAUCAUCACCAGUUGGACGUCCACGACGUAGUUCCAUUGGAAAUCCACCACCAAAGUCGGAUAUAAAGAUAUCGGCCUUUGACACUGUCAUGCCACGUCGCAGAAGUUCCCAGGAGAAGCAAUCAAAGUUUGUAGCAAACGAGGAAGUUGGGAAUGUUGUUGUUGUCGGUGAUACGAAACGUAAUCAGAAGAUUGUCGAGCAAGUUCAUAUUGAGCCAACCUCAACGAUAGGUGUCAAAAUAUUACCAUCAUCGAGGGUACUAGAACCUGAAGUACCAACGAGUGUGUCUGACGAAGACGACACAUCAGCAAAUGAGACGGAUGAUAGUUAUGACUAUGAAUUUUCAGACUUUGAUACGGAUUCAGAGGACCUGCCACCAGGGUACUCGGUUUCUAAGGAUAAUGUGAUUCAAAAGGACCUUGACCCAAGCUUUGAUGAGAAACUUCGAGCUGGCAACUUAGAAGCUUCAUCUUCUCCAGCAACGGAGUUGUCACUUGUCAAAGAAGAGAAGGAAGAGAAGACGCAGCCGGUAUCGAGACUGACGGCACGAGAUUUAGCAUUGCAUGCUCUAGGUCGUGCAAGCAGCAGCUCGCUUUCGAACCUCAGUUCUCCAGUUCCUUCGGUAAAUGGAAGGAAUGCUUCAACCAAUAUGUCUGCAAUAAAAGUGGGCACUGUGGCAGCAAAAUCGAACACACCAGCGCCCAUGUCGUACACACCAGCGUCAUCUGCGUUCCCUUCCGCUCGUGCUCUUGGACGACGAGCUCCUGCUACGACAGGUCGUACGCGAAAGCCGCCAUCGGCUCCUUCGACAUCGGUUUCGAGUUAUGUACGUCGAUCACUACCUCGAACACCAAUGGAUCUAAAGAACGAUUUGCCACCAUCGAUUGGUGUACUCUCGGGUUUAUCCAGUGGAUCAUCGACCUUUGCAAUGAAUCCGUCGCAUUUUUACGACAUUACGUGGAUGGUGGGGGAAUUUGCGUUUUCCGUGCAACGAGUUUACACGGAAGAGAAUGAGUACGAAUUUGACGAUCGGAAUCAGGAACCUCAGCUUUUUUUACGCAUGUUGCUCAACACGGAACGCAGUACUUGCAAAAGCUUUGGGAAUGUCCGUGUAGGUGACGUAUUGAUUCGUGUGGGUGACGUUUAUGUAUCGGACCUUGGACUGGAAGGAUCAGGCUCGGUGCUUACGAAAUUUUUUGCAAAAUUAACGGGACAAAUCCCGAUUAAACUCACAUUUCAACGCAUGUCACCAAGUGAUUGGGAAGGAGGUGUGGAACUUUGA
Peronospora farinosa is the source of this 2166-nucleotide messenger RNA. Lineage: Eukaryota; Oomycota; Peronosporomycetes; Peronosporales; Peronosporaceae. The record is from the annotation of a GenBank genome assembly.